This is a messenger RNA of Diachasmimorpha longicaudata, 889 nucleotides long. RefSeq lists its product as uncharacterized. The record is from RefSeq and is a predicted model, not a curated record. The coding region runs from base 163 to 771 and encodes 202 amino acids. NCBI's taxonomy places the organism in Eukaryota, Metazoa, Arthropoda, Insecta, Hymenoptera, Braconidae. The transcript is spliced from 3 exons.
CGUCCACACACGUCCGCUGUGCAACUCCUGCGAGAGCGUGUUACAACCCCAAUUCCGUAACAACAAAGAAUCCGCCGGUGUCCCCUCCCCUCCAUUCCCCCAAUCGUCACCUCAACAAGUCCCAAAAACAGUCGGUUGGACCAGCAUUUCAAGACAAUCGCCAUGGCGGAGAAGUCACAAAUCGUCGAACAGAAGCCCGACAACACGUUGCCCCUACGAGCAGCUCUUUCCAGCAUUUUCGAGAGCAUCGGCGACUCUGUGAGUGAGAAGCAGUUUGCGGAGUGCCAAAGUUACCUCAGAUCAAAGCUACCAGAGUCCAAAUUCAACUCCGUCAUUCAGAAGCUUCACGAAAAGAUUAAGAAUGAUCUUCGGGACCGGAUGAACGAGGAGUUGGAGGGAAUGAUGACCGAAGAGAGUUUGGCCAGUGGCCUGGGGAAGCUCAAGCAGCUCUUGAUGGAAACACCGUACAGUCCUGAGGAAAUUGCUUGGAGACCGCCUGGAGAUGUCCCCCUUCACCUGCGAACGUUCGACGUCGCCAAAAUGGACGAGGAAACCGAGAGAUUGACGGAACUAGUGGACGAUCUGGAGAACGAGAACAAUCACCUCGUGAACGUCCUCACGAGAAAACGAGAGAAGAUCCUCGCACACGAUAAAAAAAUUCGGAAGUCAAUGAAAAUUGGUGCGGACAGUGUCAUGAGACUGGAGAAAACGAGAGACAAAGUCCAGAAGUACGUGGAUGAACUCGAGGAACAACUGAUUGGCGAUAAUUAAUUACCAAGUGCUCUCGAUUCACACAUUUAUUGACAAUACAUAAUAUUUAUGUAACUACAUGACUUCCGUGAAGUCCCAUUAAUGACUGCGAUAAUUUAUACUUCAGAUAUAUAACGAA